AUGCCAGAGGAAACAGUUCGACCUGCAUUUGAAGGCCGUGAGCGCCCACUUCUUUCCUAUGGCCUUGCCUUUCCCGCAGCGACAGCACGCCAUCUUGAUGACAUAUUCCAGGCCUCCCGUGUAUAUGUGAUUUGCUCAGGGUCAUUGGCGCGUAAUACCGAUGUAAUGAACCAACUGGAGACUGCUCUGGGGCCAGAUAAGCUGGUUGGUCAUUGGAUUGGUAUGCGAAGCCACACUUUGUGGUCAGAGGUGCUGCAGAUUGCCGAAGAGGUUAGGACUGUGCAUGCUGAUCUGCUCUUGACCGUUGGAGCUGGCAGCUUGACUGACGGUGCCAAGAUUAUUGCAUUAGUCCUUGCAAAUCAAGUCAGCACACCAGAAGAGCUCGAAACACUUGCAGAAGGCCCCAAAAAGCGAUUGGGAAUCAAAGCUCCAACGCUCCCGAUUAUUUCCGUGCCAACAUCUCUCUCCGCCGGCGAAUACUCAAACUUUGCAGGCGGCACCGAGGACCGCUCAAAGCGUAAAUACAGCUUCCAAAAUCCAAUUCGCGGACCGGAGCUGGUUAUUCUCGACCCGGAGCUGGCGAAAACGACUCCCAAUUCAAUCUGGCUCAGUACAGGUGUGCGCGCAAUUGAUCAUUGUAUCGAAAAUCUGUGUUCGACAUCAGGUACCACUCCGGAAUCAGACAAACUGGCUCGGGGUGCGCUAGGAUUGCUGGUCCCUGGUCUCUUGCGCUGUAAGAAUGACCGAUCAGACCGUGAGGCGCACCUACAGUGUCAACUUGGAUCAGUGGAUGCUAUGGCAGCCUGUACUAGUGGGUCAAUCGAAUUGGGUGCUAGUCAUGGGAUUGGACAUCAGCUUGGUCCACUGGGUGUCGGCCACGGUGAGACCAGUUGUAUCCUGCUACCCGCUGUGUGUAAGUUCAAUGGUAAGUACAACGCCAACCGAGAAAAACAAGCUAGUGUGAGCCAUUUUUUGAUUCAAGAUCCGGUCGUGUCAGAGGUGCUACGUGCCCGCUCGGUCAACGUGGAAGCCUCUGACUUGGGCGAUAUUUUGGAUGCUAUCAUCCGCAAAUUAGGAAUGCCUCGGUCCUUGAGCGAUGUCAAAGUAGGGCGGGAUCAGUUGGAUGGACUGGCGGAGAAUAGCCUACAUGACCGUUGGUGCAAGACAAACCCAGUACCACUGAAGGAGAAAUCCCAGGUACUGGAAAUUUUGGAAAUGGUAGUUUAA
Molecule: messenger RNA, 1227 nt
Organism: Penicillium psychrosexuale
Lineage: Eukaryota; Fungi; Ascomycota; Eurotiomycetes; Eurotiales; Aspergillaceae
Product: iron-containing alcohol dehydrogenase
Exons: 3
Coding region: 1-1227 (408 amino acids)
Cellular component (GO): mitochondrion
Molecular function (GO): metal ion binding; alcohol dehydrogenase (NAD+) activity
Source: RefSeq, a predicted model, not a curated record